Molecule: messenger RNA, 4870 nt
Organism: Corapipo altera (White-ruffed manakin)
Lineage: Eukaryota; Metazoa; Chordata; Aves; Passeriformes; Pipridae
Gene: TOGARAM1
Product: TOG array regulator of axonemal microtubules 1
Exons: 22
Coding region: 24-4676 (1550 amino acids)
Biological process (GO): microtubule cytoskeleton organization
Cellular component (GO): cytoplasmic microtubule; cilium
Molecular function (GO): microtubule binding
Source: RefSeq, a predicted model, not a curated record
CCCCAUGGCCGCGGGCCGGGGACAUGGGCGAGCCCGGCGGGCACGGGCCGGGACACGGGCCGGCACCGGCAUCCAGCGCACACGGACCGCGGGGCGGGAGCGCCUGGGAGCGCGGCGCCCCCGCUGAGGAGGCUCCGCGCACGGAGCCCCCCGGCCCCUCUGAGGAGAGUGCGGAGCCCCCCGACCCGCGGGAGGGCUCGGGGCACACGGAGCCCCCCGGCCCCGCUCGGGAGGGCCCCGGCACGGUGCCGCUCCACCCGCGGGGGGCCGCGAAGGACACGGAGCCCCCCGGCCCGCGGGAGGGCUCGGGGCACGCGGAGCCCCCCGGCCCCGCGCAGGGCGAGCCGGGCUCGGAGCCGCUCGACCCGCCGCAGGACGGGGAUGACUCGCCCCCGCCCGGCCGUGCGGAGCUGCCGCUGGUGCCCGCCGAGCUCCGCGCGCGGCUGCUGGACCCCCGGGACUACCGGCGGCGCGCCCAGGCGGUGGAGCAGCUGCGGCGGGCGCUGGAGGGCUGCAGCCCGGCCGCGCUGAGCGCCGCGCCCGCCGCCGCCCUGCGCGGGCUCAUCGCGCUGGUGCCCGCCCUGCUCGCCCCGCUGGUGGCCGCGGCCGCGCGGGCGCUCGGGGACACGCAGCCCGCGAUGCGCCGGGACAGCGCCCGGCUGCUGCUGCGCCUCAUGGGCGCCGCGGGGCCGCGGGCCGUGCUGCGGCUGCUGCUGCAGGAGCGGCUGCUGCGCCACCGCAGCGCCCGGCUCCGCGAGGAGCUGCUCAACACGUGCACGGCCGCGCUGCUCACCUACCCCGGCGAGCAGCUGGACCUGCCGCAGCUGGCGGCCGCGCUGGCGCCCGCGCUGCUGGACGCGAAGCGCAGGGUCCGGCACGCCGCGCUGGAGGCGCUGGCGGCGCUGGCCGCGGCCAUGGGCGCCGGCGGGACACAGGCGCUCUUCGGCGCCGUGGGCGCCCUGGAGCUGCGGGCGGGCGGCGCGGGGGCCGUGCGGGCCGUGCGGGCGCGGCUGGCCAGGAAGGCGCUGCCCAGGCUGGGCGAGCAGGGAUUCGUGGAGUACGGGCUGCCCCUGCCCUCCGCCGGGCACUGCCGCGGGCGCUGCCACCCCCCCGGCGCCGACACCGAGUGGCUGCUGAUGGGCAGCAGGACGCAGAGCGCUCGCUGCGGGUGCCCCGGCGGGGAAGAUGCGCCGCACGGCCCCGGCUCCAAGUGUGCCGAGCAAGGGAUGAGCCCCAGGAGAGUCCUGAGCGCCGGGAGAGGGAAGAACAAGCUGCCGUGGGAAUCCGAGCUGGCUGGAGACAGGGAAGGUGGCUCGGGAGUCAGGAUGCCGUUCCCGAAGGGUGUGGAGCAGUUCUCUGCAUCCAGUGAUUUCCUUCACUCCCCGAAGCUCCAGCCCUCCCAAGGAGUCCCAGCCAGCCAGGAGUUAUUUUUUAGUAGAAAAAGAGCUUCCAGGACUUUAUUCCAGAGCGGUGUGGAAGUGAACUCUGGGAAUUCUGCCGUUUGUGCUGGUGCUAUGGGCUCUCACCAGCCCCAAAUUUCAGGGAAGUGUGGGACACUUGGAUACCCACAGGCACGUGGGAAGAGUGGCAGUGUGGACUCGGAAUUACAGUUUUUGGGACUGAACAACUGUCAGCAGGACAAAGUUUCUUCCAGCCUAAAUUUUCCCAGCAAGACCCAGAGAGGGUUUUGCACUCAGGCAGAGCCCACCAUGUCCUUCCAGGGCCUCAGUGCCAGCCAGGGCACCUUCAUCCUGCCCUGCUACCCCCUGUCCUCCCCCAGGACCAGUCCCAAGCACCUCUCCUCUCCAGCUGCAUCUCCAAGGAGGGCCCAGGACAAUCCCAUGAACCUCUCCAACUCCUGGCCUCGCAAAAGCUUCGAGGGGCUACCUAAGCCUGGCUCCCAGAAGCAGCUGCUCAGCCCAGAGUCAGGAGACAACACAGGGGAGAACGUGCUGGAGAAACCCUCCCUGCAGCUGAAGCCCACGGUGGUGAGACCCCCCCUGCCGCGGCGGGGCCUGCCCGGGGCCCGGCCCGUGCCCCCCAUCCCGCGCCUGGGCAGGGCCGGGGCCGGCGAGGACGCCUGGCUGGGGCAGCUGGGCAGGGAGCUGGCAGCGGGGCUGGCACAGCUGCACCUGGAUGCCGAGGAGGUGGACCAGGAAGAGAUGCAGAAUUCCCUGCGCUCCCUGCGGAACAGCGCGGCCAAGAAGAGGGCCAAGCUGAGCAGCAGCAUCGCAGACCUGGAGAGCCCCGACCCUGCAGUUAAACUGGAUGGCUCCGGGGACUGCCCCUCCCAGGGCUCCUCCCCCAGUGAGAGUGGCAUUUACAGCCAGGAAUCCCUGCCCUCCCCCGUGCCCACCCUGCCCCGAAGGAGGAGAGUGAUGUCAGACACCUUUCCACUGCUUGGCAGCAAAUCCCAUCCUGCAGAAGGAUCUCCAGGGAGGAGCAGAGAGCCUGGUGUGGCAGAGCAUCCCUGCAGCACAGGCCUUGCAGAGCCAGUGUCUGGUUUUGCACCGAUGGAUGAUCUGGGUUUCCUGUCUGGGGACACCGUGGUGGUUGUUGAUAAAGGUGUUUUUGGGAGCCCCCCUGCCCGUGCUCACAGCCAGUCCCUGCCGUGUGUGGCCAAUGGAGAUGACCAGGGGGUCAGGGAGGAGACUGAGCCAUCCCCAGGGAUCCCUGGGAGAAGCUUCCAGCAGAACAGUGCUUCCCAUUUCCAUGCUGACAAUGACAGAGAGAUAAAAGUGACCAUGUCAAAAUCUGCCCAGGAUAAGCUGAGGAGGAAGAGAAAAGAAGAAAAAGAACUCAAUCACAAAGAGCAUCAGGAAGGCAAAGACCUGGAAGGGAAGGAAGAGAUCCCUUGGGAAGGGCUUAGACUGAGUAUGAGUGAACCAGAGAGACUGACAGCAGAAAGGUUUAAUCUCUGUGGGGAUAUUUUAACAUCGCCAAGAAACGGAUCUUUGUCCUUAGAAAAUGUGGCCUUGAAUCCUUCUCUGAGAAGAACAUCCAGUUUGAAGAGGUCAAAGUGUUCACCCUUGCUGGAUUCUGAUGAGGCGGCGCGGGGCCGGCCCAAGGAGCAGGUGACCCACAGCCCCGAGGUGCUGGACCCCUCGGAGCUGCAGCCCUUCCCCAGGCCUGACACAGCCCUGGCAGAGGCCCUGGCACUGCUGGCUGACGACGACUGGGAGAAGAAAAUUGAGGGUCUGAACUUUGUCAGGUGCUUGUCUGCCUACCACGCCCCUGUUCUGACUGCAAAGCUCCACGAAACAAGUUUGGCUGUGGCUCAAGAGGUCAAGAAUUUACGCUCAGGUGUUUCUCGAGCUGCUGUGGUGUGUUUAGGGGAUUUGUUCACCCACCUGAAAAAGAGCAUGGAUCAAGAACUAGAUAAUGCAGUAAAAGUCCUUUUGCACAAAGCUGGGGAAUCCAACACUUUUAUAAGGGAAGAGGUAGACAAGGCACUGAAGGCCAUGGUUAAUAAUGUGACUCCAGCACGUGCACUUUGUUCUCUUAUAAAUGGAGGGCAAAGCCACCUGCACUCUGCCGUGAGGAGAUGCACAGCCCAGCACCUGUCGGAGCUGGUGGAGCGCCUGGGCCCCGAGCGCCUCCUGGGGGGCCCCAGACCCGCGGCCGAGCGGCUGCUCCCGGCCAGCGCCAGGUUUGCACAGGACAGCUCCCAGCAGACACGGUACUAUGGUCGGAGGAUGCUCUUCAGCAUGAUGGCCCACCCUGAGUUUGAGAAAGCCCUGGAGAGGUACAUCCCAGCCAAGGACUUGCCUUACAUUAAGGACGCUGUUGGCAGCCUACGUGAGAAGGGUCUGGGGGAGAUGCCACUGGACACACCUUCAGCCAAAGGAAGACGUUCCCAGACUGGCAGUGUUGGACAUUUGAGGUCGUCCCCCACUUCCAGAGAUGCUCUCAGUGUCCCGGACAGGGACACCACAGAGGCCCGUGAGGCCCCAAGGAGAGCAGCUCCUCGUAGUGCCCUGGAAAGUGAAGAGUAUGUUAAAGAUAUUGUGGGUUUGUUGAAUGCCAAAGACUUCAGAGAGAGGAUAACUGGCAUCAGGCAGCUGCUGCUGGAUACAGAGAACAGUCCAGGCCUGGUGGUUGCAAAUCUCGUGAAGAUCUUUGAUGCUUUCAAGUCUCGCCUACACGACUCCAACAGCAAAGUGAACCAGGUGGCUUUGGAGACCAUGCACAAGAUGAUUCCACUGCUCAAGGACAAUUUGUCACCUGUGAUCAACAUGUUAAUUCCUGCCAUAGUAGACAACAACCUCAACUCCAAAAAUCCAGGGAUUUACACAGCUGCCACAAAUGUUAUCCAGGCUCUGUGUCAGCACUUAGACACCUCUCUGCUCCUCCAGCCCUUCUGCACAAAGGCCCAGUUCCUGAACGGGAAAGCCAAGCAAGACCUGACAGAAAAGCUGGCUGACCUGGUGACGGAGCUGUACCCACGGAAGCCCUACGCCGUGGAGCAGAAGGUCCUGGCUGUGCUCUGGCACCUCCUGGGGAACACGUCCAACAGCGGCUCCGUGCCCGGCGCCUGCGGGAGCCUCCGGACAGCCACGGCCAAACUGGCCAAAGCACUGUUUGCACAGAUGGGGCCCAGCCUGCUGGCCCACGCUGCAGCCCAGCCAGCCCACAUCAGGAAGGGUUUGGAAGAGCUUCUGGAGACAGGAACAUAAAAUCACCGGCGCUGAGGGUGAAACUCUACCGGCCGCCUGACCCGGCACGCGGACGGGGCUGCGGGACAAGGCGGGAACAUCCCUGUGUCACUGAUCCACAGGGCUGCAGGGAGCUGCUGGGAGAGCGCACGGAGCUGGGCUGGGACAGCCUGUGGGCUGAACUGGGCUGUGCUGGGACAGCCUGUGGGGCUGAA